Molecule: messenger RNA, 591 nt
Organism: Biomphalaria glabrata
Lineage: Eukaryota; Metazoa; Mollusca; Gastropoda; Planorbidae
Exons: 1
Coding region: 1-591 (196 amino acids)
Source: RefSeq, a predicted model, not a curated record
AUGACGUCAUGUCCAGGUGUCCUAUGUGAAGUGACGUCAAGUCCAGGUGACUUAUCUAAAGUGACUUCAUGUCCAGAUUACCUAUCUAAAGUGACUUCAUGUCCAGGUGACCUGUCUAAAGUGACUUCAUGUCCAGGUUACCUGUCUAAAGUGACUUCAUGUCCAGGUUACCUGUCUAAAGUGACUUCAUGUCCAGGUUACCUAUCUAAAGUGACUUCAUGUCCAGGUGACCUGUCUAAAGUGACUUCAUGUCCAGGUGACCUGUCUAAAGUGACUUCAUGUCCAGGUUACCUGUCUAAAGUGACUUCAUGUCCAGGUUACCUGUCUAAAGUGACUUCAUGUCCAGGUGACCUGUCUAAAGUGACUUCAUGUCCAGGUGACCUGUCUAAAGUGACUUCAUGUCCAGGUGACCUGUCUAAAGUGACUUCAUGUCCAGGUGACCUGUCUAAAGUGACUUCAUGUCCAGGUGACCUGUCUAAAGUGACUUCAUGUCCAGGUUACCUGUCUAAAGUGACUUCAUGUCCAGGUGACCUGUCUAAAGUGACUUCAUGUCCAGGUUACCUGUCUAAAGUGACUUCAUGUCCAGGUUAA